Messenger RNA from Dichotomopilus funicola, 2691 nucleotides. RefSeq lists its product as uncharacterized. The coding region runs from base 1 to 2691 and encodes 896 amino acids. The transcript is spliced from 4 exons. Gene Ontology annotation, biological process: phosphate ion transport; transmembrane transport; polyphosphate metabolic process. Gene Ontology annotation, cellular component: membrane. The record is from RefSeq and is a predicted model, not a curated record. NCBI's taxonomy places the organism in Eukaryota, Fungi, Ascomycota, Sordariomycetes, Sordariales, Chaetomiaceae. Gene Ontology annotation, molecular function: phosphate transmembrane transporter activity.
AUGAUCACCGGCGCACGAACGGCCCCUGCAAGCACAGCUGCGGCCGGCACAGUGGGUUCCAGAGCGGCAACAGCAGAAGAAGCAGCAGCAGCCGAGGCGCAGGAAAAGCUUGACGUCAAGCGGGCUGCGAAGCGCCGCUGGCUCGAAGAACAGGACGAGAUGAAGUUCUCCCAUAGCAUCCAGUUUAAUGCAGUCCCGGACUGGAGCAACCACUACAUUGCCUACAGCAAUCUCAAGAAGCUCAUAUACCAACUCGAGAAGGCCGUCCACCAGCCCUCAGGGGAUGCCGAGUCCCGGCCUCUAAUACAAAACGACGACCCUGAACUGGUCUUUAUCCAUGCCCUAGACGUCGAACUCGAAAAGAUUACAUCCUUCUACGUUCUAAAGGAGAACGAGCUGUUCGAUGAAGUCGACCUCGUUCUAAAAGAUGCCGAGGAGUUCGGAGACGAAGCGGGGGUUGAGGAACCCCGGCCACCGACCCGGGCGAGCGAGAGGGGGGCAGUGGAAAGGAGCCGGUCGGCGUUGGCACGUAGGAGCAGCACGCGCAGCCAAGUGUCAACUGAGGACGGCCUCGACGAUAGCGAUGAUGAAGAGGGGGACGAAGAGACGGGCCUGACAACGGCGAGGAGGGUACGGAGCGCGGGGAGCGCCACGGGCCGGAGGAACCUGCGCAACUCGAUGAUGGCUUCCACCGACCUGACCGCGUCGACCGAAUUUGGACGGUCCUCACGACGACUCAGCAUAAGCUACGACGAUUACGCCGAGCAGGCCGCCCUGUUCUCUUCGGGCAUCAUGCUGAAGAAACGGAUGAUCAACCUCUACGUCCAGCUCUGCGAACUCAAAUCCUACAUCCAGCUCAACCGGACGGGAUUCAGCAAGGUCCUAAAGAAGUUUGACAAGAUUAUCGACCGCCGGCUGCGCGCCAAGUACAUGGACAAUUUCGUCACGAGCGCCUACCCUUUCCGUUCCGACACCACCCAGGGCUUGGAAGAGCGGAUCUCUCAAAUGGUCGGAGCCUACAGCUCCAUCAUCACCAAUGGCGAUGAGGAAUCCGCGAUCCGCGAUCUCAGGUCGCAUCUGAGAGAGCACGUCGUGUGGGAGCGGAAUACCGUCUGGCGAGACCUGAUCGGACUGGAGCGUCGUGCUGAGGCUGCAAGCCUGGGACACACGCUUCUAGGGAUAGACGCCGAUCCACAGCGCACACGGCUACAAGGAGAUGACGAGAUCAUCCUUCCCACGAAAGCAAUCGCGACACCGCUCGGCCGCGUCCUGUACCCGGCUUGGCUGUUCACCUCGACCACUCUGACCCUGAUCGUCAUCGUCGCCAUUUUCUUCUCGCUCCUCUACGUCCCCAUCAUGGAGAAGCCCGAGCAGCAGAACUGCCUGGCCAUGCUAGUACUCGUCAGUCUACUUUGGGCCACUGAGUCGCUCCCCCUGUUUGUGACCUCUCUCAUCAUCCCCUUCCUGUGCGUGAUCCUUCGUGUCUUCCGGGAUGCCGAUAAACCGCACAAGAGGCUAGACUCCAAGGCGACCACUGCUGCUGUCUUCGCCGCCAUGUGGACGCCCGUCAUCAUGCUUCUGCUCGGUGGUUUCACGCUCGCGGCCGCGCUCUCCAAGUGCGGCAUCGACAAGCGCAUCGCGACUUUCGUCCUCAGCAAGGCUGGCACGCGGCCCAAGACGGUACUCAUCGCCAACAUGGGCGUGGCCGCCGUGGCCAGCAUGCUCAUCAGCAACGUCGCGGCCCCCGUGCUCUGCUUCGGCAUCAUCGAGCCCAUGCUGCGCAACCUGCCCGCUGGCUCGGCCAUGUCUAAGGCCGUCAUCAUCGGCAUCGCGCUCGCCUCCAACAUCGGCGGCAUGCUCUCGCCCAUCGCCUCGCCGCAAAACGUCGUCGCCAUCGGCAUCAUGCAGCCAGCCCCGACCUGGGGCCAAUGGUUCUUCAUCGCCAUCCCCGUCGGCCUCAUCUCCCUCCUCCUCAUUUGGCUUCUCCUCCUCGUCGCCUUCCACCCAGGCCGCGGCACCACCAUCGUGCCCGUCCGCCCCGUGCGCGACCCUUUCACCGGGCUGCAGUGGUUCGUCUCGGCCGUCACCGUAGCCACCAUCGCGCUGUGGUGCGCAUCGCACUCGCUCGAGGCCGUCUUCGGCGACAUGGGCGUCAUCGCCAUCAUCCCCAUCGUCCUCUUCUUCGGCGUCGGCGUGCUCACCAAGGAGGACUUCAACAACUUCCCCUGGACCAUCAUCAUCCUGGCCGCCGGCGGGCUGUCGCUCGGCAAAGCUGUCAACUCCUCCGGCCUGCUCCACACCGCCGCCCGCGCUAUUACCGCGAGGGUGGAGGACUUCAGCCUCUAUGGCAUCCUCGUCGUCUUCUCGGCGCUGAUCCUAGUGAUUGCCACUUUCAUCAGCCAUACCGUCGCUGCGCUGAUUAUUCUCCCGUUGGUAUAUGAUGUCGGCAAGGGUCUGGAGGAACCGCAUCCAAACCUGCUCGUCAUGGCCGGCGUGCUGAUGUGCAGUGCUGCUAUGGCCUUGCCCACGAGUGGGUUCCCUAACAUGACCGCCAUCAUGAAAGAAGACCCCGCCGGUCAGCGCUAUCUGCAAGUCAAGCACUUUAUCCGUGUCGGUGUGCCUAGUAGUCUGAUUGCGUUGGUGGUGACGGUUACUGUGGGAUAUCUCGCCAUGCGCGUGACGGGAAUGUGA